Grammomys surdaster is the source of this 3114-nucleotide messenger RNA. Its product is annotated as T-cell-specific guanine nucleotide triphosphate-binding protein 1-like. Gene Ontology annotation, biological process: cellular response to interferon-beta; defense response. The record is from RefSeq and is a predicted model, not a curated record. Gene Ontology annotation, cellular component: endoplasmic reticulum membrane. NCBI's taxonomy places the organism in Eukaryota, Metazoa, Chordata, Mammalia, Rodentia, Muridae. The transcript has 3 exons. Gene Ontology annotation, molecular function: GTP binding; GTPase activity. Bases 386 to 1639 code for a protein of 417 amino acids.
UCGGUUUCUAUGCCUAGAAAUUUCUAUGUUACAAAAAAUCUACUUUCAAUUUCAUGUUUCUGGAAGUUCCUAUUCUGCAUUGCAUUGUUAGACUGUUCUCCUCCCUCUGUUGGCUAGAUUCCUGUGAGGGCAGGGCAGCAGCUAGGGAUAAGUCUCAGAGCUCUUCAUACACGGCUCAGUCUCUUCUGUGGUAGUCACACUGCGCAGCACUCUUGGACUUCCAAGCAGCAAAGACGGAUCUGAACACGUCUGUGUGCACCUGCUGUGCCUGCUGCAGAGGGAAGCUCUUCGCUGGACUCCACUCUUCCACCGGAAAUCUCUUUACCUCAAAGGAACUGGUGACUGCCAGGGAGGCCCCAGUGAAGUGUCCUGUGUGCCCACAGCCAUGGGUCAGUCUUCUUCUAAACCUGAUACAAAGGCUCAGGGUAUGGCCUCUAGCUUUAAUGAAUUCUUCAAGAAUUUCAAGAUGGAAAGUAAAAUCAUUUCUGAGGAGACCAUCAAAUCAAUUCAGUCGCAUAUGCAAGGAGGAGACAUACAGAAGGCAAUUUCUAUAAUCACCUCUGCCUUGACAGACAUUGAGAAAGCCCCCUUGAACAUCGCUGUGACAGGGGAGACAGGGGCAGGAAAGUCCACUUUGAUUAAUGCCCUGCGGGGCAUAGGACAUGAAGAGACUGAAGCAGCUAAGAUUGGAGCAGUGGAGACAACCAUGGUUAGGCAGAAAUACGCCCACCCUAAGUUCCCUAACGUCACCAUCUGGGAUCUCCCUGGGGUUGGGACAGAUAACUUCAAACCAGAAGAAUAUCUGAAGGAAGUGAAGUUUCAGGAGUAUGACUUUUUUCUUAUCAUCUCAGCUACUCGAUUUAGAGAGAACGAUGCCCAGCUGGCCAAAGCAAUCAGAAAAAUGAAAAAGAAAUUCUAUUUUGUGCGGACAAAAAUUGACAGUGAUUUGUGGAAUGAGAAGAGAAGUAAACCCAAGUCCUUCAAUAGGGAAGAACUCCUGAAGACGAUCCAAAACAACUGUGUGAAGCAGCUGCAGAAAGCCGAGGUACCCUCCACUCAUGUCUUCUUAAUCUCCAGCAUUGAGGUAGCACAGUUUGAUUUUCCUAAACUGGAGUCCACCCUUUUGGAAGAGCUUCCAGCACAGAAGCGUCACAUCUUCAUGCAGUGCCUUCCUAACAUUACUGAGACUGCUAUUGAUCGCAGGAGAGAUGCCCUGAGACAGACGAUCUGGCUGGAGGCUCUGAAGUUUGGGGCAUCGGCCACCAUCCCCAUGAUGUCGUUCUUCAGUGACGACAUCGAGGAGCUUGAGAAGAUCCUGACCCACUACAGGGCUUGCUUUGGACUGGAUGAGGAGUCACUGGAAAACAUGGCCAGGGAAUGGUCCACGUCUGUGAAGGAGCUGGAGUCCACCAUUAAGUCACCCCAUUUGCUGUCAAGUGAGAUGGAUGAAUCCGUGGCGGACAAGCUGGUGAAAAUCAUAGAGAAAAUUUUUGCUGUCACCGGUGGAUUCGUAGCCACUGGUCUUUACUUUAGAAAGAGUUACUAUAUGCAAAAUUAUUUUCUUGACACAGUGGCCGAGGAUGCUAAAGUUCUACUUAAGAAGAGAGUCUUUCCGCAGGACAGUGUGGACUCUGAGUAAGGCUCUAAAGAUGGAGAGAAUGAGGCAGCUGACCUGGGACUCAGGUGACUUUAGUGUUUUCAGGGUGCUGGAGAGACGGCUGAGGGUGUUCCUGAAGCACCCUGGCCAGGCUGUGAUAUCCCUUAGACUUUGUGACCCUUGGGAAAAUAGAGGGAUCAGAAUUAUGCCACAUGGUGGUUAUGUCAUUCCCAGCACCAGUCUUAUACAAUGUGCAAGUACAAACUUUCUGGGCACAGAGUUUUCAGAAAUAAUUUUCUUUGUGUUUAGACAGGAUCUUACUAUGGAUCUCCUAGAUCUCUUUCUCUACAGAAGUAGACCAGGCUGUCCUUGAACUCACACAGAAAUCCUCCUGCCUCAGCCUGUUGAGUACUGUGAUUAAAGGUAUGCACUACCACACCUGGAAGAAAUGACUUAAAAAAAUACAUAUAUCCACCACAUGACUUGGCUUUGUGCUGCUCUGCUGAGAGCAGGCUGACUGACAUCAUGGUUGGUUUUUACGGUUGUCAUAUAUACGGUUCAUAUAACAGAGUGUAACAGAAAACAAUGGGGAAGCAUCACCUGAGUCACAGUGUCUGCUGCAUUUCUGCAGAGGUGCAAUUACACAAGACAGGGAUGUAGUCUGAGGUUUGCACACUGGAGAGUCCUCACGUGUUAACAGAUAACACUUCGUACAUGAAUCGUGAGGAUAGAAAAUUAGAGGAAAGACACUAGUGAUCAAAGAGGAAAUCCCCCCAAAAUACACAAGUUCCUUAAUCAUGUGUGAAGAUACUCAGUCUCCCAUCCAAAAGCCGAAAUGUAAAUUAGCAGCCAUCCCAGGAAGUUGAAUUUGCAAGUGAGAUUGUAGAUAAGCAAUUUCUGCAGUGUUGACACAAAAAUUAUGACACAGCCCGUAAUGUGGGUAGUGGUGUGACCUCUGAGGAAAUUACACAUGCAGUUACUCUUUGACACUCUUUAAACAUUGCCUAACAGUGCAAACAGGUAUAUUAUGUUUUUGGUUACUAGCUGUGGGACUUUAAGAUUAAUUGUGUCUAGGGACUGGAGAGAUGGCUCAGAGGUUUAAGAGCACAUACUAUCCUCAUAUAGGACAAGAGUUUGGUUCUCCACACCUAUGCCAGACAACUCACAAUUCCCUAGAACUCUAGCCCGACAGGAAUCUGAUGCCCUCUUCUGGCCACCAAGGGCACCUGCACUCACAGUACAUACUCCCACACAGACACACAGAUACAUAAUUAAACAUGAAAACAAAUCCUUCAGAAACAUGGACAAGCCUAUAAACAAUUCAAAUGUUUGUUGAUAGGGGGUGGGGCACCCAGGCUAUUGCCUGACAACCAAACAGAUGGUGGAGAUAGCACCUAUGUCUCUGUAGUCUCCUUCCUAGAUGCAAAUCACUAGACGUAGACACAGUGUGCCCAGUGAGUCACUGCUGAUCUAUGUAAAAUCAAGAUUAAAGUAAAAUUUCCUACUUUUUACCUAAA